Plasmodium knowlesi strain H is the source of this 2610-nucleotide messenger RNA. Its product is annotated as TMEM121 domain-containing protein, putative. NCBI's taxonomy places the organism in Eukaryota, Apicomplexa, Aconoidasida, Haemosporida, Plasmodiidae. The record is from RefSeq and is a predicted model, not a curated record. The coding region runs from base 1 to 2610 and encodes 869 amino acids. The transcript has a single exon.
AUGAUCACCAAAAUCCUGAACGGAUGGCGCAUCUCCUUCUUCUUCAACCUGAUGACCUUCAUCGUGCAGCAGCUGGGGCUGUACUACAUUCUCUUCGAGUACAACAAGCUCAUCCUCCUCCUCUGCACCUUCGAUAUAUAUAUUUUCAUCCACUUUUGCUUCAAUAACUCCCAAUCCUUUGCUGCCGUCAAGGGAGGCAACUGUUGGAUCCUUUACGUCUACUCCAUCUCGUUCAAAGUUAUUUUUAUGUACUUUUUUGCCUUCAACGAAAAUGCCUAUUCAGAAGAAACAAACACAGAUUAUUAUAACAAGUGCGUUAUCUUUGCUCUCCUCAGUUUGAGUACGCUCAUAUACACGGCUCUGUCUGUGAAGUCGUACAAGCAACUCUACCCAGAUGAAAUGACCAUAACGAAUGAACAUAUUUUCCACAACAAUUUAAUCCUCCACGUCGUCAUAGACCUAUUUGACAUUUUCGAGCUGCUCUUCACUCUGGUCAAGCUCUCAUACAUUGUUAAGAACACCAAUUUUUGGAUCAAAAUAAUUGGAGGAGUUUUAAUUUCCUUCUCCCUCUACUUAAAUGCCUAUUCUUUUCCGAUUAUUUCCCUUGUGACAGAAAAAAGCAGAAAAAAUUUGGACCUUGGGGAUAUUUACUUUUGCAAAAAGCAUGCUGCUGUUGUUGGCAUUAUCCUGGUGGACAUUCCCUUUAUGAUUUUACGAUUCUACUUCUUAGCCUCCUACGUUUCGAAUGUACAUUUCCAACCCCUUUUAAUUAAGAACGUGUGUUUCAUCCCGAUAAAGUGCCUUACUAUAAAGCAUUGCAAUUUGAUCUUCGAGAGGUUACGUCGAAAUAUAGACCACACGGAUAAUGGCGGUCGAGUGGAAAACACCCUGGCGAUUACAAAACACACCAACAGUAAUAACAACACCACCAAGCCGGAUGAUGGCACCCUCAUUCCUUAUGGCUCCCUUGCUGGGAGUAUGCCCAACGUGGUGAAUCGCCCCUCUGGUGGGGUUCUGAAGAAACGGUCCAUCGUGUCUUUGAGCACCGUGGGGUUCAACAACUCCUUGGACAUCAAGUCGGUGCAGUCGUUGAGGAACGAGGCGGAAACACAAGCGGGGUAUGGUCACGCUUCCAGGAAUAGGAAAAUCACAACCGUCCUUGAUGCCAAGCAGGACGGUGAACAGGUUAACGGGAGUGGUCAUACCCUUAAUUACCCCAACCUCUGCGAAUAUUUUGAGAAUUUGGUGGAAAAUCAAGUGGCUACAUUUCGAAAGCUAAAUGUGAAGAAGAAUAAAAUAGGAAAAAAGUUUACCAUGAACAAACUAAUGUACACCAAUGUAUCGAACAACGAAAGAUACCAUUGCUACUUAGACGACAGUCUGAAGGUUUCGUACCUGAACCAGAUUCGCCUGAUCAUUCCUUAUGUUACGUACUGCCUUGGUAAAAUAGCCAUGUCAAUAGUAAUUUACUUUUUCUACACACAGAUAGAUAUUCAUGGCUUGAAAAUAAUUCUUACACAGUCAGAUAUGUAUUACAAACUGUUCGAACACAACCAUAUCAUGUUUACCGUAUCCUUUUUAAUAAUCCUUGGCAACUCAGUUAUAUCAUUUUUGUCUUCUGUCUUUCUCUCCAGCAUAUUGGAGGUUUUAUUUUUUACUCUUUUUAUUUUUGUAAAAUGCACCUCGGAUUUUCUCUUCCUCCUCCUACUUGUCUACAACAACAUUUUUGAAAUUUUCCUGAGGAACCUUAACAAGUCAGAGAAAUACGCUCCAUAUUUUUACCUCCUCUUUGCAGUCAUUCCUUCCUUCAAGAUCAUUAGGAACAUAUACGUAUUUUUGUGUUCCUUGUCUGGCCGUCAAUUCAUCGGAUACAUCAUUCGCCCCUUCAUGAACGAGACAAGCAAGAGUAAGUUGCCCCCCUUUUUAAACAUAAACGGGGGUAACACAGCGAUUACCGGUAUAGGCACAGAAGCAAUGAGCGGGUUGAGUAAUACUUUGGAUAGAGAAGUAACCAACGGAGUGGGGUCUUCUCCCCCUAGUAGAGCUCUCCACACGGAUGAACUUAACCUGUUCGAUAAGGAAGAGUCUAGUCAAAAGAACAACUUCAAAGGAGACUACAAGGGAUUCAUAUCUAUUGCAUCUCUCCUUAUCUACAUCAACACAAAGCACAUGCAUGGACUAUCCUCACUCUCAACACUAAUGAUAGGAAAUAAUUUCAUCAAGAAUCUCAGGCUGAAUUAUAAUUUAAAAAACAACCAUUUGCUACUCAUCGUUUUAACUCUUGUAACCCGCUUCCUUUUGCUACUCUUCAUCUGCAUGCACCACAGAUCGAAAAUAUGGACAGAUGAGUGUGUCCGUAUGUUUUACUGUGGAGUUACUUUUAUCUUUAUGCUUGACUUAAUUUUUAAAGUUAGCUACCUCAUUGUUUCUCACAAUAUUCGGAUGUGCGCUUCGUACAAUUUGCACCUCAAGUCCAUGUACGAAGACGUGUACUACAACGCAAAGGCUAGAGACGAUCUGCAGAAGAACCAUCUCAAAGACUUGCAUAGCAAGUACCAGAUGAACCACUUCUACGUGCGCACUGUGCCGCUCUUUUCGGAGAUCUUCUAG